AUGUCUGGGUGCACGAUGAGAGCCCGGCAUCACGACGCUUCACUCCGGCGGCGUCUUUCUCCUGCGAUCAGGAAUGCCUCUGCAUGGUUGCUGCUCUGCUGGGCUUCCUGCCAUCCGUGGCUGCUGUUAUUGCCUGAGUCGGCAAGCCCUUUCGAUGUGCUUGGGCUUUCUGGCAAAGCUCACUAUACGGAAGCUGAGAUCCGCCAAGCGUACAAGCGACGCGCACUUGAGGUGCACCCUGAUCGUCAACCUUCGGAGCGGAGGGAGGCUGCAACGAUUGCUUUUCGUCGGGUGUAUGAGGCCUAUGAGGCAUUGAGAGACGGAGACGCUGUGAGAUGCGGAUCGGGCUUAGGCUCAAGCAGCUCGCGCAGGAGUGACGAAGCUCAAGCAGGUUGGCGGAAAGCAAUGCAGGACUUGAUGCGGGAGGAAGACAACAGACGUAAUAAGAUGCGUGAUGCAGAAGAGGAUUCCAAGAUCGAAGCCUUGCGUGAUCUGUGGGUGUCGGGACGCAGUGAGCAGGCAUUGGACUACUACAAGAAGGACUUCUGGGUGGUAUUUGAUUUUGACGCAGUUGCACAGAAGCUGGGCCGAAGCUGCCCCGACCUCGUGGACGCAAUCUCCCUGGUCCGAGAAGCACGGAGGAACGAAUUGGAAGCAGGAGAUGCAAAUCGGAGGCAACAAGUUCGGUGCGCCUGGCCGAAUAAGCAGAGAGUGCUGAACUUGGUGGACGCGAUGUUUGUCAGUGACGUUGAUGAACUCGCCAACAGCCUCGAAAGGGGAAUGUGGAUACCGGACGCUAAGACUUCUGAGUUCGUUUCGUUCCUGCGAAGCUAUGUGGACACAAGACGGUCACGCACGGAGCAGUCAGUGGCUGCUACGCUUGACAGUGGUUGCAAGGCGGUUCUCGCUGCCUGGCCUGACCGAGAUCGCGCAAGGCGAGUCCUCUACGGAGAGUACUUUCUCUGGAGGAGAGAGAUCGUGGAAGCUCUGCCUGAUGACGUGCGACAGGCGCUGCUUAUGGAGCAGACAGCGGAGCAAAGACCAGCCCUGCCUGAGCGUUUCCGAGGCUUUCUGUCUCAGCUGUCAGGAUAG
Molecule: messenger RNA, 1092 nt
Organism: Symbiodinium sp. CCMP2592
Lineage: Eukaryota; Dinophyceae; Suessiales; Symbiodiniaceae
Source: the annotation of a GenBank genome assembly